Molecule: messenger RNA, 1450 nt
Organism: Octodon degus (degu)
Lineage: Eukaryota; Metazoa; Chordata; Mammalia; Rodentia; Octodontidae
Gene: Acta2
Product: actin, alpha 2, smooth muscle, aorta
Exons: 9
Coding region: 169-1302 (377 amino acids)
Source: RefSeq, a predicted model, not a curated record
GAACGCUGGGCUCCAGUCUGUCUUUGCUCCUUGUUUGGGAAGCAAGUGGGAGGGGAGCAGGCUAAGGGGCCAUAUAACCCUGCUGCCUCCUGCUUCCUGGACACCACCCACCCAGGGAGGAGAAGCCCAGGCAAGCACCAUCAGGAACCCCGUGAAGCAGCGCCAGCUAUGUGCGAAGAAGAGGACAGCACUGCCCUGGUGUGUGACAAUGGCUCUGGGCUGUGCAAGGCUGGCUUUGCGGGGGACGACGCCCCCAGGGCUGUGUUCCCAUCCAUCGUGGGACGCCCCAGGCACCAGGGGGUGAUGGUGGGAAUGGGACAAAAGGACAGCUACGUGGGUGACGAAGCACAGAGCAAAAGGGGAAUCCUGACCCUGAAGUACCCGAUAGAGCACGGCAUCAUCACGAACUGGGACGACAUGGAGAAGAUCUGGCACCAUUCCUUCUACAAUGAACUCCGCGUGGCCCCCGAGGAGCAUCCAACCCUGCUCACUGAAGCACCCCUAAACCCCAAGGCCAAUCGGGAGAAAAUGACCCAGAUUAUGUUUGAGACCUUCAAUGUCCCGGCCAUGUACGUGGCUAUCCAGGCGGUGCUGUCCCUCUAUGCCUCUGGACGCACAACUGGCAUCGUGCUGGACUCUGGCGAUGGUGUUACCCACAAUGUGCCCAUCUAUGAGGGCUAUGCCCUUCCCCACGCCAUCAUGCGUCUGGACCUGGCUGGCCGAGAUCUCACUGACUACCUCAUGAAGAUCCUGACCGAGCGAGGCUAUUCCUUCGUGACCACUGCCGAACGCGAGAUUGUGCGCGACAUCAAGGAGAAGUUGUGCUACGUAGCUCUUGACUUUGAGAACGAGAUGGCCACGGCUGCAUCCUCCUCCUCCCUGGAGAAGAGCUAUGAGCUGCCCGAUGGGCAGGUGAUCACCAUUGGGAACGAACGCUUCCGCUGCCCGGAGACCCUCUUCCAGCCCUCCUUCAUUGGGAUGGAAUCUGCUGGCAUCCACGAAACCACCUACAACAGCAUCAUGAAGUGCGAUAUUGACAUCAGGAAGGACCUCUAUGCUAACAAUGUCCUCUCAGGGGGCACCACCAUGUACCCGGGCAUUGCCGAUCGGAUGCAGAAGGAGAUUACUGCCCUGGCUCCCAGCACCAUGAAGAUCAAGAUCAUCGCCCCUCCAGAGCGCAAGUACUCGGUGUGGAUCGGCGGCUCCAUCCUGGCCUCGCUGUCCACCUUCCAGCAGAUGUGGAUCAGCAAGCAAGAGUACGACGAGGCUGGGCCCUCCAUCGUGCACCGCAAAUGCUUCUAAAUCACCCUUGCUGUGUGCGUCUCUAGCACACAACUGUGAAUGUUUCGUGGAGUAACGGCUUCAAUUUCUUUCCAAACCAUUCCUAAGCAAAGCUCUGAUUCGUUACCUAUGUUUUUUUAAAAAUAAAUCCGAAAUAUUCGACCCCUAA